AUGGCUGGACCACUGGGCAGGCAGGCACGCCCUGCUCCUUCCGGCCAGCAGCCUGAACCUCACAGGCACCCACUCUGUGUCCAGUGGUACUGGGGACCUCAAGCAGACACUGCUAUGGAAGCCAACCUGGGAGCCGCAGGCCACGGGCCACGCACAAAGCUCGAGGAUGAGGAAUACUACCCCCAGGGCGGCUGGGACACGGCCUUCCUGGUGGCCCUCGUGCUCCUGGGGCUGCCUGCCAAUGGGCUCAUGGCAUGGCUGGCUGGCUCACAGGCCCGGCAGGGCGCGGGCACGAGGCUUGCCCUUCUUCUGCUCAGCCUGGCCCUCUCUGACUUUCUGUUCCUGGCGGCAGCGGCCUUCCAGAUCCUGGAGAUCCAGCACGGAGGGCACUGGCCACUGGGGACGGCUGCCUGUCGCUUCUACUACUUCCUGUGGGGCGUGUCCUACUCCUCCGGCCUCUUCCUGCUGGCGGCCCUCAGCCUGGACCGCUGCCUGCUGGCGCUGUGUCCUCGCUGGUACCCUGGGUGCCGCCCAGCCCGCCUGCCCCUCUGGGUCUGCGCCGGGGUCUGGGUGCUGGCCACGCUCUUCAGCGUGCCCUGGCUGGUGUUCCCUGAGGCUGCCGUCUGGUGGUACGGCAUGGUCAUCUGCCUGGACUUCUGGGACAGUGAGGAGCUUCCACUGCGGAUGCUGGAGAUUCUUGGGGGCUUCCUGCCUUUCCUCCUGCUGCUUGUCUGCCAUGUGCUCACCCAGGCAGCUGCCUGUAGGACCUGCUGCCACCAGCAACCUAGGCCCACAGCCUGCCAUGGCUUUCCCCGUGUGGCCAAGACCAUAUUGUCAGCCUAUGUGGUCCUGCGGCUGCCCUACCAGCUGGCACAGCUGCUGUACCUGGCCUUCCUGUGGGACAUCUACCCCGGCUACCUGCUCUGGGAAGCCCUGGUCUACUCUGACUAUCUGAUCCUGCUCAACAGCUGCCUCAGCCCCUUCCUCUGCCUCCUGGCCAGCGCCGACCUCCAGGCCCUGCUGCGUGCCAUGCUCUCCUCCUUCGCAGCAGCUCUCUGUGAGGAACAGCCGGGCAGCUACACAGCAGCUGAGCCACAGACCCAAAUGGACUCGGGGGGUCAGACUUUGCCAGGGCUGAUGGCUGAGGCCCAGCCACAGGCAAACCCCAUGGUCCAGUCACAGGUGGACCCCAUGACCCAGCCACAGACAUAUUUUGUGGCGCAGCCACGGAUGCAGUCACAGUUGGAUUCUGUGGCCCUGUCACAAGUGGACCCUGUGACCCAGCCACAGUCAGAUUCUGUGACCCAGCCACAGGUGGAUCCUGUGACCCAGCCACAGUCAGAUUUUGUGGCCCAGCCCCAGAUGCAGCCACAGUUGGAUUCUGUGACUCUGUCACAGGUGGACCCCGUAGCCCAGCCACAGUUAGAGUCUGUGGCCCCACCUCAGCUGAAUGCCACAGCUCAGCCACAGGUGAACCAGGAGACCCAGCCCCAGGUGGACUUUGUGGCCCAGUCACAGGCCAAGCCUGAGGUACAGACCCCUGCCCUCACUGCCAGGUCAGCCCACGGCCCCUGUGAUGAAGCCUCUGCCCCAUCUACAGAUCUCACCCCCGAGGCCCCUGACAACCUGGCUACGCCUGCUGCUUCUGAGGGGAAAAGCCCCUGCAGGGGUUUCUCUGUGGAGGCCCCUGGGGCAGGGGCAGGCUCCACAUGAGGGUCCAGGAAAGCCAAGCCCACAGGGCAGCGGAAGAGCCAGAGGGAGACGGAGGAGCCAGUCGGGCAGGGGGCAGGGGGCUGUGGAGGAAGUCAUCAUGGAGAACCCCAGCCCAGUCCCUUGGGCCUGGCAGGAGGGCUUGGGGGAAGUGAAAAUGAAACGGCCGAAAGUCCCAGAUGGUUUGCUGUGAGCAUUACACCCCCUCCUGAGGCCCACGAAGCCCGUCCAUGCUGCCCCCUUACACAGCGGCCCCGGUGGAUGGUGUCCUGGUCGGCUCUGCCCCCCAACUCCCAGUCCCCACUGACGGCUCCCCCUAGCCACAGUCCUGCAGGAGAAAGGCAGCAGGGGCGACCCCCAGGCUGGGUCAGACCUCCUGAUCACUCCCUUCCUGCGCACCUCCCUGUCCAAGUCCUCCAGCCCAGGAACGCGGAGCCCCAAGGAGGAAAUCCUGCAGAGAAGGGAGGCGUUCAGGAGCUGAGGGGAGCCCAGCGCCCUUGGAGCCCACGAGCUGGCCCGGCCUGGCCAAGCCCUCUCCACCGGCCCUCACCCCACAGUGGGCAGCGGGGCUGGGGCAGGACUUCCCUCAGCAAGACAGCGGGGGCAGAGGCGAGGGCUACCGAGCCUGGACGCAGACUGGCUCUGGGUGACCGUGGACAAGCGGCUUCACCCACUGAGCUUCUGCUUCAUCUGCCGUUGGAGAAUUAGAAGAAAAAGUGUGUUAGAUGCCCAGCAAGAGCCUGGCACGAUGAGGGCUUGACGAACAGCACUCCUCCUUCACGGGCAUCCAGGGAUGUUGCCACAGGGGCUGGAGGCGCCACCUAAGCAUCCGGGACCCUGUGAGCUUCAGGGCAGCCCCACUGUGUCUGUGACCGGUUCCGG
Manis javanica (Malayan pangolin) is the source of this 2592-nucleotide messenger RNA. RefSeq names its product G protein-coupled receptor 152 (gene GPR152). Gene Ontology annotation, molecular function: G protein-coupled receptor activity. Gene Ontology annotation, biological process: G protein-coupled receptor signaling pathway. The record is from RefSeq and is a predicted model, not a curated record. Gene Ontology annotation, cellular component: plasma membrane. Lineage: Eukaryota; Metazoa; Chordata; Mammalia; Pholidota; Manidae.